AUGGAGGGGCUGAAGAAGUGCAUGAAAACCAUGGUGUCAAGGAAAAUCAGGGAGUACGUGAAGGACUACUGCAAGAGGAAUGGCCUUCUGACUCUCUCAGUCUUUGCCGUGGUGACGGGCUGCGUGCUCGGAUUCCUCCUCCGGUCGCUCAACCUGUCCACACAGGCCAAGAUCUACUUCUCGUUCCCUGGAGAGCUGCUGAUGAGGAUGUUAAAGAUGUUGAUUCUGCCGCUCAUCACCUCCAGUCUUAUGUCCGGCCUAUCAGCCAUGGACACGAGGGCGAGCGGCCGGCUCGGAGUCCUGACCAUCACCUACUACCUGUGGACGACCUUCAUCGCCGUCAUCGUCGGCAUCGUGCUGGUGCUCAUCAUUCACCCGGGGACAGGCUCAGAGAAAGACGGUCACCACGCGAGUUCAGGCCCUGUUAUGACCUCUGCUGACGCGCUGCUGGACCUUAUCAGGAACAUGAUCCCUUCAAAUCUAAUUGAGGCAACUUUUCAGCAGUACCGGACAGAUUUGGUGCCUAUUGUGCUAAACUCUGAUGUAAAGGAGUCCCAGGCCAACUAUGUGUAUGUCAUGCCUGACUACCACAACCCCCACCUGGGCCACCCGGUCUUCCUGGAGAUCACCCCUGCGCCUGACAUCAAGUAUAAGAUCGUACCCAGUACGAGCAAGGGCAUGAACGUGCUGGGGAUCGUCAUCUUCUCAGCCACCAUGGGUCUGCUGCUGGGGAAGAUGGGAGAACGUGGAGCACCGCUGGUCAACGUGUGUCAGUGCAUCAAUGAGUGCGUCAUGAAGAUCAUUAAUGCAGCUAUGUGGUACUUCCCCUUCGGAAUUGUGUUCCUUGUGGCUGGGAAGAUUCUGGACAUGCACGACCCCGCCCACCUUGGAGAGAAGCUGGGCAUGUACUUCAUCACAGUCCUGUCGGGUCUGUUUGUGCACGGCCUCAUCCUGCUGCCUCUCUUCUACUUCUUCUUCACCCGCAAAAACCCCUUCCCGUUCAUCAGAGGGCUGCUGCAGGCUCUUGUCAUUGCAUUGGCCACGUCAUCCAGCUCGGCCACUUUGCCGAUCACCAUGAAGUGUCUUCUGGAGAACUGCGGAGUGGACCGGCAGAUCGCUCGCUUUGUGCUGCCAGUGGGAGCCACCAUCAACAUGGACGGGACAGCUCUGUACGAAGCCGUGGCGGCCAUCUUUAUCGCUCAGGUCAACGAGUACGACUUGGACUUUGGCCAGCUGGUCACCAUUAGCAUAACAGCGACGGCAGCCAGCAUCGGGGCAGCUGGGAUACCUCAAGCAGGUCUGGUUACCAUGGUGAUUGUCCUGACCUCUGUGGGGUUACCGCCUGCUGACAUCUCGCUGAUCGUGGCCAUCGAUUGGGUUCUCGAUCGCUUCCGCACGAUGAUCAACGUUCUUGGAGAUGCCUUGGCUGCUGGGAUUAUGGCUCAUUUAUGUAAGAAGGACUUUGAGGAGGCAGCCGCAGCCACCACAGCAGUUGCCACAACUCCUGUCAACAACGGAGGUGGCCCCACACGGAGAGACACAGUGAUCUCCUUUGGGAAUCAGAGCGUGGCGCUGUCCGAUGCCCCUCUGAUCGCACACCGCUGCGAUUACGUGUUCGAGGUGGACGGAGAAAACCUGCUGGAAAGGCCGGUGGCCUGCUACAACCUUUGCCAAGUCUGA
Paralichthys olivaceus (Japanese flounder) is the source of this 1680-nucleotide messenger RNA. RefSeq names its product solute carrier family 1 member 8b (gene slc1a8b). Gene Ontology annotation, cellular component: plasma membrane. Gene Ontology annotation, molecular function: glutamate:sodium symporter activity; neutral L-amino acid transmembrane transporter activity; L-glutamate transmembrane transporter activity. The record is from RefSeq and is a predicted model, not a curated record. Gene Ontology annotation, biological process: L-glutamate transmembrane transport. Lineage: Eukaryota; Metazoa; Chordata; Actinopteri; Pleuronectiformes; Paralichthyidae.